Molecule: messenger RNA, 1586 nt
Organism: Populus trichocarpa (black cottonwood)
Lineage: Eukaryota; Viridiplantae; Streptophyta; Magnoliopsida; Malpighiales; Salicaceae
Product: APO protein 3, mitochondrial
Exons: 2
Coding region: 126-1391 (421 amino acids)
Molecular function (GO): RNA binding
Source: RefSeq, a predicted model, not a curated record
GGUGGAUCUUUCUGCUGGUGUCCAGUCCUCUUCAGUUUUUUGUUGCUCCUGAACUAAUCAAGCUCUGGACUUUUUCCAGUCACAAAAUCACUAACCUCAAAAACCCUAACAAAUCCUUCCUUAAAAUGAACAUAAUACUAAAACCCCAGCACCUGCUCUCAAAAAAACCAAACCUAACCCAUUUUUUCUCAUCAAAAACACCCAUUCCCUUACCCUAUGGGACAGAAACAAAUGACCCAUCAUACAAAGACGUACCAAAACCUGUUAGAGACAAGUCAGAAAGAAAACCAUAUGUAACACCUAUGAAAAUGCUCAUUAAAAGAGCUAAAGAAGAAAAGGAAGCAAGAAAGUUACAACCUUGUAGAAUGUUGGAGAAUCCACCUGAUAAUGGUUUGUUAGUCCCUCAACUUGUGCCUGUUGCUUACCAAGUUUAUGAAGCCCGUGAAGUUUUGCUUUCUGGGAUUUCUAAGCUUGUUAAAGUUAUUCCUGUUCAGAAGUGCAGGUUCUGCCAUGAGUUACAUAUUGGCCACGUGGGCCAUGAAAUUCGAACCUGCACUGGUCCUGGAAGUGGAAUGAGGAGUUCCACUCAUGUUUGGAGAAAGGGGAGAGUGCAUGAUGUGGUUUUUUCCCCCAAAUCCUAUCAUCUGUAUGAUCGUGUUGGCAAGCCAAGAGUUGUGCAUGACGAGAGUCGCAGGGUCCCUCGUAUCCCUGCCAUUGUAGAGCUCUGUAUACAGGCUGGUGUCGACCUUGAAAAGCACCCUACAAAGAGGAGGACAAAACCCGUGUACUCUAUUGAAGGAAGAAUCGUAGACUUUGAGCAAGCGAAGGAAAAUGAUGAAAAUGAGCGUAAUUUGCAUGAUGAGAACCUUGAUCCUCUGAUGGGUUCUGAUCUUGGGACCAAAUUUGAUGAAGCAAGAAAUUUUAUACUGGAUAAAGAAACUGAUCAAUUGGAAGAAUCACUUGAGGGAGUGACUGAUUUAAGGGAAAUAAGCAUUGGGACCAUGGAGUCAUGGUUCAAAAUGAUAUCUGGGGCAAAGAAGAUUAUGGAAAAGUAUGGUGUGUUAACCUGCGGAUAUUGUCCUGAAGUUCAGGUAGGCCCUAAGGGACACAAGGUGAGGAUGUGCAAGGCAACAAAGCAUCAGCAUCGUGAUGGUCUGCAUGCAUGGCAAGAAGCAACUAUUGAUGAUCUUGUGGCUCCCAAUUAUGUUUGGCAUGUUCGAGAUACGAAUGGGCUUCCUCUGGAUAACAAGUUGAAGAGGUACUAUGGCAAGGCUCCAGCUGUAGUGGAGCUGUGUGUGCAGGCUGGUGCACCUGUUCCAGAUCAAUAUCGAAGUAUGAUGAGACUAGAUGUGGUUCCUCCUGACCGUGAUGAAGUUGAUCUUGUUGCUUGAAUCGAUGUCCCUUUUUAUUAGCUUUUAGACAAGCUGUGGAUGGUGAAGAAAAUUAGAUUUCAUCUUUAGAUGCAUGGCUAGAGCUUCAUUAGGCAUCAUGGUCUGUGUACCACAGCCCUUUGUUUUCUGUUGCUGUCUUGUGGAAAAUGUCAAACUUUGCCCAGGGUUUAUCAGUGGGUUGUUGGUUCUCUUUAA